Drosophila sechellia is the source of this 690-nucleotide messenger RNA. Its product is annotated as cystatin-like protein. The record is from RefSeq and is a predicted model, not a curated record. Lineage: Eukaryota; Metazoa; Arthropoda; Insecta; Diptera; Drosophilidae. The transcript is spliced from 2 exons. The coding region runs from base 222 to 539 and encodes 105 amino acids. Gene Ontology annotation, molecular function: cysteine-type endopeptidase inhibitor activity.
UUUGCUUUGUUUUCGUUCCGUUCCGUGUUAACCAAUUCCCAUCGCUAGCCAAUUACACACAUACUAUGUAUAAGAUAUAUAUUCACUGCGAUAACAACCAUAGAAGCUUUCACUCCAACAAAAGCUCCAGUAGCUGACUCACAAACGCCGGGAACGACGGAGUGAUAUCAUUUCACGUUUUGGCUUUGGUCGUUCUGUUGAGUUUUGCUACCAUCGCCACCAUGUCCAACGUUCCAAUUGUAGGCGGAAUUAGUCAGCUGGAGGGGAAUGAGAGGAAGGAGGCUCUGGAACUCCUCGAUGCCACUCUCGCACAGUUGGCCACCGGAGAUGGACCCAGCUUCAAGGCACUUAAUGUGACCUCUGUGACGGGUCAGGUCGUAGCUGGAAGCCUCAACACCUACGAGGUUCAGCUGGACAAUGGAUCCGAGAUAAAACAGGGCACUGUGAAGAUCUGGAGUCAGCCAUGGCUAAAGGAGAACGGCACCAACAUCAAGAUCAAGUUCGCGGGUGAGGACGACGAACUGGACCAAACUUGGUAGAAGGUUUUACCUUACUUCAACUCUGAAUAGUGCAGAUCUUAAAUGUUAUACGUAUGUGUUAUACAGGACUUGCCUUUGCAAAGGUUUUAGUCUUAAAUUAUAGAAACCCUCAGGGGAACCAUAUUCUUGAGACCUCAGGUAGCGUGCAGAA